UUUUUCAGCAAUAGCCGAGUUCAAAUAAUUUUCACCAAAACAAAAAAAACAUGAGUUCAAUUCAUUCAUUCAUUUACUCUGAAAUAAAAGAAAAACAACAACAUUCUUCAAUUGAAAAAGGGAACAUUCACCAAUGGCAAACUCAUCUUCCUUAACCUUCAUCAUGAUCUGCGCCGCCGCCAUAUUAUUGGCUAUGAGUUUCUCCCGGACCGCCGUCGCUGGUGGGGACCACCAAUUGGGAAUGGGAUGGUUACCCUUAACGAAGGCAGUUUGCGAAGGCUCCAUAGCGGAGUGCCUGGAAGAUGACGAGUUUGAGCUUGAUUCUGAGAUCAACCGGCGCAUCUUAGCCAAUACCAAGUACAUCAGCUAUGGUGCGCUGCAGAGGAACACUGUCCCAUGCUCUCGUCGCGGUGCUUCCUACUACAAUUGUCGACCAGGAGCUAAGGCUAACCCUUACAACCGUGGUUGCAGUGCCAUUACGAGGUGCAGGAGCUAAAUUUUUUAAUUUUCUUUUUUAUGUUUUGAAAAAUGGGUUUUGAAUUUGUUUGUUAUAUUAAUUUGUCGUAUUAUGUCAAGAAUUAUGGUCAUGGUAUUGGUAAUCGUUUUGGUGGUUGAUUGUUGAUGAUGAAUAUGAAUAUUGUACUAAUGUUAUUUUGAUUUGAAAUGUCUUUUGUAGAGGGUAAAAGAAUGGUAGUCGGUUUUUUUUUUUUUGUUACUUGCUUUCGUGUUUAGUGUUCUGUGAAGCACUGUGGUAGUCAGAUUCUGAAUCACUGACUCAUUAAUGGUUGUUUUUGUUUUCCCAAAAGUUCA
This is a messenger RNA of Cicer arietinum (chickpea), 810 nucleotides long. Its product is annotated as protein RALF-like 33. NCBI's taxonomy places the organism in Eukaryota, Viridiplantae, Streptophyta, Magnoliopsida, Fabales, Fabaceae. The record is from RefSeq and is a predicted model, not a curated record. Gene Ontology annotation, biological process: calcium-mediated signaling. Gene Ontology annotation, cellular component: plasmodesma.